Molecule: messenger RNA, 1374 nt
Organism: Aspergillus aculeatinus CBS 121060
Lineage: Eukaryota; Fungi; Ascomycota; Eurotiomycetes; Eurotiales; Aspergillaceae
Exons: 5
Coding region: 1-1347 (448 amino acids)
Source: RefSeq, a predicted model, not a curated record
AUGUUUUACCGUUGGUUCACGCAGGCUGAGAUCGGUAUCGAGCCCACCAUUCAACUCAAUGAGACUCGGACCGUCCUCGAGGCAUGCGACGGACAUGUCUCUCAACUUAUCCAAGCAAGGGAAACCCAAAGAACCCACCUGCAUCCUACGCCACCAUCACUCCGCGCCUCCUGGACUCCAAGAUUACAAGCCAGGGAGAGUCGGCAUCUCAUUGUCGCAUUUGAGCAUGGAACUGAGCUUCUAUCGAGAGAUCAUGCUUCCAAGCUGCGCUCUGGAACAUGCGACAAUUUGUGCUCGGGCAACGAGGGCCCUCAUCCGCAUCGCCUCGCGUUGGAGGCGCAGCUGCACCGCGAAUGGCUGGCCACCCGCACGCCGGAGCAGCUGUCCGGACAGCCGGAUUGGGUCAUCCAGAAGUACUUUGGGGAUGAUCCUCAGCGCCCGGAUCGCAGCAUCACCAAGACGGUAGUGGGGAUCCCGUUCCCGUGCACCAGCGAGUACCGCGUGAGUCAAAUGCGAGAGGCGGCUGAGAAGGUGGUCGGCCUGCACCAUGAGACGGCUCGCGGCCCGCAGACCAAGGUGAUUUACAUGGGGUGGAACAAGGCUGCGGUCGGGAAGGCGGCCAAGGGCCAUGCGGCGAAGGAGAAGAAGGAGAUCGAGGCUGCGGAGCGGAAGCGGGAGACGGACCGUGCAAAGCUACACGCGGACUAUCGGCGCAAAUCUCGGGAGGCUCCAUCCCCUGUCGGGAGCUACAUUGUCGACUGUGAGGAGAUCAAAGACCAGUGGCCCGAGGAUGCGGAUGGGUUGACUCUGGAUAUCCACGAAACUGCGACCCCGGGCGUCUUUGAGGCCGGAUUCUAUUUUGGGGCUCUGGAGGGUGCCAUGAUCAUUUGCGCGGAUGAGGGGGUUUUAGAGCGGUACUGCGCUGAGCUUGAACGAGAGGAGGAUGAUGAUUCCCAAGAGGAGGGCUUGAUCGAUGGCAACUCGGAUGAUAGUGGGGUUGAGGGGGAUGGAAGCCCCAAAUUGGGGGUGAAACGGAAGGUACCAGUUUCUCAAAGUGGCCGCUCAACAAAGAAAUCCAAACAGAGCCCGAGUCGCUUAUAUUUCCUGAAGUUGCUGGGCUGUGAGACGGGUGAGGGGGAGAUCUUUAAUGAGCCAGAUGAUGGCAGUAUCAAGUUCAGAGACGGCAACUUCGACAGCUUUGAGGGCCAAGCCAACAUGACGUUUAUUGGCGAUGGCAUAGCCUUUACUGGACGAAAGGUCUCUGAUCUGCCUGGCUCUAGUGGAGGAGUCUGGGACGAGUACUCGUGGAGACACCAUGAAAAUGCAAGGAUCGGCCGGUGGCACUAGGUCCUGUGGUGGGAAUUGGCUAUACAG